Molecule: messenger RNA, 6351 nt
Organism: Echinops telfairi (small Madagascar hedgehog)
Lineage: Eukaryota; Metazoa; Chordata; Mammalia; Afrosoricida; Tenrecidae
Gene: PLXNB2
Product: plexin B2
Exons: 36
Coding region: 195-5717 (1840 amino acids)
Biological process (GO): negative regulation of cell adhesion; regulation of cell shape; regulation of cell migration
Cellular component (GO): semaphorin receptor complex
Molecular function (GO): semaphorin receptor activity; protein binding
Source: RefSeq, a predicted model, not a curated record
UCCUGGGCAGCUGAGCUGAGAGGGUUGUGGGUAGGGUCCCGUCCCCCAGGCCCUCACUGGCUGCUGUGAAAGCCCAACCUCACUCCAUCUUGGUGAGGCCCCUCCAGACAGUUACCCGGUGACCCCUGGUGGUUCUGCUGCCCCUGCCCUCCCUCCAGGUGGACAGGACAGUCUGGCUCCCAGGUACCGGGGCAAUGACUCGCUGGCUCUGGGCCCUGGCCCUGCUAGGCCUGGCCAGCUCAGGCCUCGGCUUGCGUGCCCGCAAGCAUGAGUUCUUCCAGAGCGAGACAGAUCUGAACCACGUGGUGGUGGACGCCAACACAGGCGGGGUGUACCUGGGGGCAGUGAACAUGCUCUACCAGCUGACUGCUGACCUGCAGCUGGUGCAGCAGGUAUCCACGGGCCCAGCCCUGGAUGAUAAGAAGUGCACACCACCCAUUGAGAAGAGCCAGUGCCACGAGGCCGUGCUCACCGACAAUGUGAACCAGCUGCUGCUGCUGGACAUGCCCAAUGGCCGCGUGGUCGAGUGCGGCAGCCUCUUCAAAGGCAUCUGUGCCCUGCGCGCACUCAGCAACAUCUCCACGCGCCUCUUCUACGAAGACAGCAGCGGAGAGAAGUCCUUCGUGGCCAGCAAUGACGAGACUGUGGCCACCGUGGGGCUGGUAAGCGCCACGGUCCCUGGUGGCCACGAGCGUGUGCUCUUCGUGGGCAAGGGCAACGGGCCGCAUGACAACGGCAUCAUCGUCAGCACGCGCCUGCUGGACCGCACAGAGACGCGGGAGGCCUUUGAGGCCUACACAGACCACGCCACUUACAAGGCCGGCUACCUGUCCACCAACGCACAGCAGUUCGUGGCCGUCUUCGAGGAUGGCCGCUACGUCUUCUUUGUCUUCAGCCAGCAGGACAAGCUCCCAGCCAGGAACCGCACGCUGCUGGCACGCAUGUGCAAGGACGACCCCUUCUACUACUCCUACCUGGAGAUGGAUCUGGAGUGCCAGGACCCUGGUGAUCCCCAGGCCCCCACUGUCGGGACCUGCCUGGCGGCCUCUGUGGACCCAGGCAGGGCACUGUAUGCCGUCUUCAGCAGGAGCGGGGGUGGCAGGGGGCUCCAGGCCAGCCUCUGCCUUUUCCCACUGGAUGAGAUCCACGCCAAGAUGGAGGCCAACCGCAAGGCCUGCUACGUAGGCUCCCGGGAGGCAGGCCGCAAUACCUUCUACAAGGCCUUCCAUGGCGAGAUCCAGUGCGGAGGCCAUGCCCCGGGGGCCAGUGAGAACUUCCCCUGUGGCUCAGAGCACCUGCCCUACCCACUGGGCUGCCGCGAAGGGCUCGUGGCCACGGCCGUGCUGCAGCGAGGCGGCUUGAACCUGACUGCGGUGACUGUGACCACAGAGGAGGGCCACACCAUUGCCUUCCUGGGCACCUCGGAUGGCAGGGUCCUUAAGGUGUACCUGGCCCCAAACCACACCACCGUGGAGUACGGCUCCAUCCCCGUAGAGAUCAAUAAGCGGCUGAAGCAGGACCUGGUGUUAUCAGCCGACCUGGCCAGCCUGUACGCCUUGACACAGGACAAGGUGUUCCGGCUCCCGGUGCAGGAGUGCCAGAGCUACCCUACCUGUGCUCAGUGCCGAGACUCUCAGGAUCCUUACUGCGGCUGGUGCGUUGUUGAGGGAAGAUGCACCAGGAAGGCCCAGUGCCCUAGGGCCCAUGAGGCCGGCCACUGGCUGUGGAGCCGAGACAACUCCUGUGUGACUGUCACCAGCGCCCAGCCGCAGAACAUGAGCAGACGAGCUCAGGGGGAGGUGCAGCUGGAGGUCAGUCCCCUCCCCACCCUGACAGAGGACGAUGAGCUGCUCUGCCUCUUUGGGGACUCACCGCCGCACUCGGCCCGCGUAGCAGGCAACACCGUCCGUUGCAACUCUCCCAGCAUCAUUCCUAGCACGCCGCCUGGCCAGGACCAUGUGACCGUAAGCAUCCAGCUCCUCUUCCGUCAGGGAGAUGUCUUCCUCACCUCCCACCUGUACCCUUUCUAUGACUGCCGCGAGGCCAUGCACCUGGUGGAGAACCUGCCGUGCAUCUCCUGUGCCAGCAACCACUGGACCUGCCAGUGGGACCUGCUGUAUCAUGAGUGUCGGGAGGCCUCCCCCAACCCCGAGAAGGGCAUCGUCCGAGCUCACACGGAGGAGAACUGCCCCCAAUUCUUGGACCCCAGGCCCCUGGUCAUCCCCAUGAACCACGAGACGGAGGUGACCUUCCAGGGCAAGAACCUGGAGACCGUCAAGAGCACCUCCCUGUAUGUGGGGAGCGACCUGCUGCAGUUCAAGGAGCUGGUGACCAUGCAGGAUACAGGAGCCUUCUCCUUCCGCACCCCAAAGCUGUCCCAUGAUGGCAACGAGACGCUGCCCCUGCACCUGUAUGUCAAGUCCUACGGCAAGAACAUCGACAGUCGACUGCAAGUGACCCUGUACAACUGCUCCUUUGGCCGAAGCGACUGUAGCCUGUGCUUGGCUGCAGACCCCGCCUACAAGUGUGUGUGGUGUGGCGGGCAGGGCAAGUGUGUGUACGAGGCGCUGUGCAGCAAUGCCACCUCAGAGUGCCCACCUCCCGUCAUCACCAGGAUUGAACCGCAGACGGGCCCGCUGGGAGGGGGCGUCCGCGUCACCAUCUUCGGGUCAAACUUGGGCAUCAAGGCAGAUGAUGUUCAGAGAGUGACCGUGGCUGGCCAUCACUGCACCUUCGAGCCAGAACGGUACUCCGUAUCUACCCGGAUCACGUGUGUGACGGAGGCUUCGGAGGGCCCCUCCACAGGUGGAGUGGAGGUGGAUGUCCGUGGGAAGCUGGGCCGCUCUCCGCCCCAUGUCCAGUUCACCUACCAGCAGCCACAGCCUGACCGUGUGCAACCAGACCAGGGGCCCCAGGCGGGUGGCACCCUGCUGACCAUCACCGGCACCCACCUGGACACAGGCUCUAUAGAGGACGUGCGUGUGACCCUCGAUAAAGUCCCCUGUCACGUGACGAAGUUUGGGCCAGAACUGGAGUGCUUCACGGGCCCCCGGCAGCAGGUGGGCGAAGCAAACCUGGAGGUGUUCUAUGGGGGCUUACCUGUUCCCAGCCCCAAUGUCGUCUUCACAUACCGGGAGAACCCAGUACUGCGCGCCUUUGAGCCCACACGCAGCUUUGUCAGUGGCGGCCGGAGCAUCAACAUCACUGGGCAGGGCUUUGGCCUGGUGCAGAAAUUUGCCAUGGUGGUCAUAGCAGAGCCCCUGCAGUCCUGGCGGCGCCGGCGGGAGACAGGGCCCCUGCAGCCCGUGAAGCUCCUGGGCACCGACUAUGUGUACCACAGCGACAGCAAGGUAGUCUUCCUGUCCCCGGCCGUCCCUGAAGAGCCCGAGGCCUACAACCUCACAGUGCUGGUCGAGAUGGACGGGCACAGCAUGCCACUUCGGACCGAGGCUGGCACCUUUGAGUAUGUGGCUGACCCCACCUUCGAGAACUUCACUGAUGGCGUGAAGAAGCAGGUCAACAAGCUCAUCCAUGCUCAGGGCACCAACUUGAACAAGGCAAUGACGCUGCAGGAGGCGGAGGCUUUUGUGGGUGCCGAGCGUUGCAUCAUGAAGACGCUGACCGAGACCGACCUGUACUGCGAGCCCCCGGAGGUGCAGCCCCCGCCCAAGCGGCGGCAGAAGCGGGACACCACUCACAACCUACCUGAGUUCAUCGUCAAGUUCGGCUCUCGAGAGUGGGUGUUGGGCCGCGUGGAGUACGACACUCGGGUCAGCGACGUGGCCCUCAGACUGGGCCUCAUCCUGCCACUGGUCAUCGUGCCCAUGGUGGUCAUCAUCGUGGUCUCCGUCUGCUGCUACUGGAGGAAGAGCCAGCAGGCCGAGCGUGAAUAUGAGAAGAUUAAGUCCCAGCUGGAGGGUCUGGAGGAGAGCGUGCGUGACCGCUGCAAGAAGGAGUUCACUGACCUCAUGAUCGAGAUGGAGGACCAGACCAACGAUGUCCACGAGGCCGGCAUCCCCGUGCUGGACUAUAAGACCUACACGGACCGCGUCUUCUUCCUGCCGUCCAAGGACGGCGACAAGGACGUGAUGAUCACGGGCAAGCUAGACAUCCCUGCCUCCCGGCGGCCCACUGUGGAGCAGGCCCUCUACCAGUUCUCCAACCUGCUCAACAGCAAGUCCUUCCUCAUCAACUUCAUCCACACUCUGGAGAAGCAGCGGGAGUUCUCAGCACGCGCCAAGGUCUACUUCGCAUCACUGCUGACGGUGGCCCUGCACGGCAAGCUGGAAUACUACACGGACAUCCUGCGUACCCUCUUCCUGGAGCUCAUGGGGCAGUACGUCGUGGCCAAGAACCCCAAGCUCAUGCUGCGCAGGUCGGAGACGGUGGUAGAAAGGAUGCUAUCCAAUUGGAUGUCCAUCUGCCUGUACCAGUAUCUUAAGGAGAGUGCUGGCGAGCCCCUAUACAAGCUCUUCAAGGCUAUCAAGCAUCAGGUGGAGAAAGGGCCGGUGGACGCCGUGCAGAAGAAGGCCAAGUACACGCUCAACGACACAGGGCUGCUGGGGGACGACGUGGAGUAUGCGCCCCUGACGGUGAAUGUGAUCGUCCAGGAUGAAGGGGCCGAUGCCGUUCCUGUCAAAGUCCUCAACUGUGACACCAUCACCCAGGUGAAAGAGAAGAUCAUCGACCAGGUGUACCGCACUCAACCCUGCUCGCGCUGGCCCAAGGCCGAGAGUGUGGUCCUGGAGUGGCGUCCCGGGUCCACGGCGCAGACCUUGUCCGACCUGGACCUGACCUCCCAGCGGGACGGCCGUUGGAAGCGGAUCAACACGCUCAUGCACUACAACGUGCGGGACGGCGCCACGCUGAUCCUGUCCAAGGUGGGCGUUUCCCAGCAGCCCGAGGACAGCCAGCAGGACUUGCCUGGGGAACGCCACGCACUCUUGGAGGAAGAGAACCGAGUCUGGCACCUGGUGCGUCCCACCGACGAGGUGGACGAGGGUAAGCCCAAGCGGGGCAGCGUGAAGGAGAAGGAGCGCACCAAGGCCAUCACGGAGAUCUACCUGACUCGGCUGCUCUCCGUCAAGGGCACGCUGCAGCAGUUCGUGGACAACUUUUUCCAGAGCGUGCUGGCGCCCAGCCACGCGGUGCCCCCUGCGGUCAAGUACUUCUUUGACUUCCUGGAUGAGCAGGCGGAGAAGUACGACAUCCGGGACGACGACACCAUCCACAUCUGGAAGACCAACAGUUUGCCCCUCAGGUUCUGGGUGAACAUCCUCAAGAACCCCCACUUCAUCUUCGACGUGCACGUGCACGAGGUGGUGGAUGCCUCGCUGUCGGUCAUCGCCCAGACCUUCAUGGACGCCUGCACACGCACCGAGCACAAGCUGAGCCGGGACUCCCCCAGCAACAAGCUGCUCUAUGCCAAGGAGAUCUCCACCUACAAGAAGAUGGUGGAGGAUUACUACAAAGGCAUCCGCCAGAUGGUGCAAGUCAGCGACCAGGACAUGAACACACACUUGGCAGAGAUCUCUCGGGCUCACACGGACUCUCUCAACACUCUGGUGGCCCUGCACCAGCUCUACCAGUACACACAGAAGUACUACGAUGAGAUCAUCAAAGCCCUGGAGGACGACCCUGCCGCCCAGAAGAUGCAGCUGGCCUUCCGCCUGCAGCAGAUCACUGCUGCCCUCGAGAACAAGGUCACGGACCUCUGACCUCCAACCUCCGACCUCUGACUUCAGCCUGCCACAGCACAGGGCCUCAGUGGUCAGCGUCUCGGCCUCUGUCUGUGUGCCUACCGGUAGAGGAUGAGCCCGCCGGCGCCACGGGCCCAGGCGUGUACGGACUCUGCAGCGUCUUUCUUGUGAGCCACCCCUCUCGAGAGAGAGAGUGGCCCUCGGCCCGCCAGCACCAGCUCCCUCCGGAACCAGCGUCAGGCCUGGCCUCCAGUCACCUGAGCUAUUCCCAAACGUGCCUUAAGCGCCUGGCACCCGAUGGGCUACAGCGGGCGCCCAGCUGCCGCCCAGCCUCCUGGCAGGCCAGCCACACCACUUCAAGUUUGGGGGGCCCUGGACUCUGCCCGUCCGUGUGUUCCCGUGAUGAGUCUAACAAGCGGUACGAUGCCUUCCUGACCUCACUGGCCUUCCCUGCGGGUGCCGCUGACCCAGGGAGCAGCCGCCCAGGCCCCGCCUCAAAGGUCAAGCUGGACGUUAGACGUCAAAGCCAAGCGGCCAGGGGACCCCAGCCGGCAAGGUCUCUGGCCUGUCAGACAGGUGGUCCUCCCCAGACCCCCUCCUCCCCCUUUUGUAAAUUGUGUUCAUUGUAAAUCAAAUACAGUGAUCUUUUUCA